Centruroides sculpturatus (bark scorpion) is the source of this 3470-nucleotide messenger RNA. Its product is annotated as dual specificity tyrosine-phosphorylation-regulated kinase 1A-like. The transcript has 5 exons. Gene Ontology annotation, biological process: peptidyl-serine phosphorylation; protein autophosphorylation; peptidyl-threonine phosphorylation. The coding region runs from base 18 to 1826 and encodes 602 amino acids. Lineage: Eukaryota; Metazoa; Arthropoda; Arachnida; Scorpiones; Buthidae. The record is from RefSeq and is a predicted model, not a curated record. Gene Ontology annotation, cellular component: nucleus. Gene Ontology annotation, molecular function: transcription coactivator activity; ATP binding; protein serine/threonine kinase activity.
AACUGAAAGGACAUUUUAUGUGGAGGAAUCAUUUAUGUUUAGUUUUUGAACUGCUGUCAUACAAUUUAUAUGACUUAUUACGGAAUACUAACUUCAGAGGAGUUUCAUUAAAUUUAACGAGGAAAUUUGCCCAGCAAAUGUGUACUGCUCUGAUGUUUCUCUCCAAUCAUGAUUUGAACAUUAUUCACUGCGAUCUAAAACCUGAAAAUAUACUGCUAUGUAAUCCAAAGAGGAGUGCCAUUAAAAUUGUUGACUUUGGUAGUUCUUGUCAACUUGGUCAAAGGAUAUAUCAAUACAUCCAAAGUAGGUUUUAUAGGUCACCAGAAGUUCUUUUGGGUAUUCCAUAUGACAUGGCAAUUGAUAUGUGGAGUUUAGGAUGUAUAUUAGUUGAAAUGCAUACUGGAGAACCACUUUUCAGUGGUGCUAAUGAGGUUGAUCAAAUGAACAAAAUUGUCGAAGUUUUAGGAAUGCCACCUAAACACAUAUUAGAUCAUGCUCAUAAAGCAAGGAAGUAUUUUGAUAGAUUACCUGAUGGAACAUAUGUUCUUAAGAAAACCAAAGAUGGAAAAAAGUAUAAACCUCCUGGUACGAGAAAGUUGCAUGAUAUCUUGGGAGUAGAAACUGGAGGACCUGGAGGUAGACGUCUUGGUGAACCAGGGCAUACAGUUUCUGAUUAUCUAAAAUUUAAAGAUCUGGUUCUGCGAAUGCUGGAAUAUGAUCCCAAAACGAGGAUUACACCACACCAUGCACUUCAACAUAGUUUCUUCAAGAGAACUACCGAUGAAAGCACUAAUACAUCCCAUAGUGCUAGCACUAGUCCUGCUAUGGAACAAAGUUCUGUUGUUACUCCCGUGGUAGGAGGAAAUACAGGAAGUGGUAAUUCUAGUUCAAGUUCUGGGAGUUCAACGUCCUCAGCACCACCUCAUAGUGCAGGAAGAGCUCGAUCUGAUCCUACUCAUCAGCAUCAUGGACAAAUUCAGCAUAGUUACACUCAAACUUCUGGAUCUUAUAGCAUGCAUUUUGGUGGAAGUAUUACAGCAACUACUACAGUUGGAUCAUCAGCUGCCAUGGAAUGUGAAAGUCCCAUUACAAACGUUUCAGGUGGAACAACUAUAUAUCGUAGCUCACAAAAAGUUGCUAAUUGGGGAGUUGGCACAGUUGUUUCUACAGUUACAACUUCACCCUUAGCUGGGGCAACAGGAAGUGUAAGUAUUGGACAACAUACACAUUGUAAUAUACCAACAUCAAGUCGUCAUGGAGGAGGAGGAAAUCAUAGUCAUGUGCAUAGUCAUGUGUAUCGACGACAUAUUCAUCAUUCAUCACAGCAAUCUCAAACAAACUUGCAGGGUCAGAUAGGAAUAUCAUCGUCCACUUCCCAUGCAGUCACUAUGGGAUUGGAAUCCCUCCAGUCUUAUCAACCACCACAAGGUGUUGCCAUCAGCUCCAGUAGGGGUACUCACCCUUCCUCUUCAGUUCCCGCGUCUUCCGAAGUUAUGCCAAUGGAUGUUAACACCAGUAUGAGUAUAUAUCCUGUAUCUUCUCCUUUAGAAUGUACCCAAACUGGUUCCUUAAAUAUCCAACUCAGUGGAUAUCAACCACUUUCUUAUACUGGUACAGUGUAUGGUGGUCAAGGUACAGUUGCACCUCCGUAUCUCAGUACGAACUUCUCUCAAGUUGAACCAAAUCCUCCUUCCUCCUCCUCCUCCACAUCACAGCCUUCCAGUUUAGUAUCACCAGAGAUGUCAUCACAAAAACAGACCUCAGAUAGGGACGACUCUCCAAUGGUGGGUGUGUGUGUAGAGCAGAAUACUGUAGCCAGUCAUUGACCCCCUUGUAAUCUAGCUAGAGGUAAACCUUCUUCUGGCAAAUGAAUAUUUAGAAGUUGGCACAUUUUCAUUUAAAGUGACAUGCUACAUUUUAAAAAAUAGCUGUCCCAAUAAUUAAUUGACAUCAUUGACUUCUGACAGAAGAUUCUCUUAACAGCUGUGUGGCAUUGUCAUUAUUACUAUAAGAAAAACUGGAAAUGUGACUUGUAGUUUUUGCUGUUUGCCACAACUGCCAUUUGCUCAUUUCUCUUUCACCUGAUGCUGCAUGGUGUGAAAAUAUAAGAAAUAAUAAAUCAUAAAUCAUAAAUCAAGUGAAACAACAUACUUCAUGGCCUUCAGAAAGAAGCAGUGGCACUACAAAAAGUGUUUACAAGAAUAUUCAUCCCAUUCAGUCUGCUUACUGCUGUCUCAUAAUAAAAACUGAAUUAACAAAUUAACAGCAGAUGCCCAAGUCCACAUACCUUCUUCCUGAUAGUUCCAAUUGAUUCUGUAUUAAUCUCUGCAUUCCGAAUAUGCUCUGAGGAUAUGCUACACUGGACUUGUGCAGCACCAAGUAAUAAAGUGUAUUUAUAAACUAAACUCUUGCAUAAUGGGCAGUUAUUCAAGCAACAGGUGAGGAGGAAGCUGUCCGUGCCCAAUUGGGCAUAGUCAUGAUUAUUUGACGGUUGGGUAGGGACAACAUUAUUGUAUAUAUAUCCUAAUGUGCUGCAAUUUGACUCCCUAUUUAUUGUCCUCGCUUUCCAAACACACCAUCAUCUUUGCUGUGCAAUCUUUCCAGUUGCCCACAAGUGGGAAUAUAAUAAUUGGUUGUAUAUGUUUUAAGUGUUGCAGGACUCUUUCUUGCUGUGUACAGAACAACAAGGAGGAAAAGCUAGAGAAGGUUACCAGAUUAUCUCCCUGUAGCCAAACUAGCAGGCACUGUUUAUGAUGAACUAUCCCAGCAGUGGGCACAUCCAAUAUCCUUCCCACUGGAUGUAAAUAGUUCUGCCUUUUGACAGGCUGCUGUGACCAUACCCUUCACUGUCACCACUACCUCCACUCAAAAAAGGGAAAAAAAUACAAAAAAAUUGUUAAAACCAAUAUAGAUCCAUGUUUUUGGUAUGAUGUUCUGUCUCUGUCAGCUAUCCUCAUUAGUAUUAUUGUUGUUACCAGGGUGGAAAAAAACUGCAGCCAUUCCAUAGACCAGACCUCAUUUUUACAUUUCAGGGAAGUUCACUUCAAUCUUGAUACUUUUUCCUGUUGUAACAGUGGAACAGUUUCAUUUAAUUUGGUUACUUAAAAAACUGUGCACAAAACAAAAUAGUUUAGAUUUUUCCUGUUUAGAUAUUCCCAAUUAUUUUUAAACCAGACUGAAAUUUCCAAUUACAAUGCUUGGUCACAGGAGUAAUCUCAGUUACAUAACCUUCCAGCCUUUAUAACAUAUUUGGCAGUGUUUUGUACAUUUUAGUUCCUUACCUCCUUGAGCAGAGGUAUUUCAACUAUUGCAUUUUUACUUUGUUUUUAAACCCUGGAUGUUUUUAACAGACAAGUCAUGUCAUUCACAGGUAAUUACCACAAAUAGCUCCUGUAACAUAUUAUCAUGCUACUUUCUUGUGUGUGUAGUAACUCUUGAACUUGUUAAUUAAACAGUAUGUAAUCCCUUAA